Molecule: messenger RNA, 3457 nt
Organism: Mobula hypostoma (lesser devil ray)
Lineage: Eukaryota; Metazoa; Chordata; Chondrichthyes; Myliobatiformes; Myliobatidae
Product: serine/threonine-protein kinase D3-like
Exons: 18
Coding region: 375-2870 (831 amino acids)
Biological process (GO): protein phosphorylation
Molecular function (GO): ATP binding; protein kinase activity
Source: RefSeq, a predicted model, not a curated record
UGGACCGUCCAUCAGACCGUGCAUCCAUCCGGCUGUAGAUUAGCGCAUCUCUCUGACCGCGGAUUGGUCGGCUCCCCCGCCCCGGGGACUGGUGGAUCUCUGGCGGAUCGACCUCAGCCGCUGAUUGGCUGCUGCCGCCCCGCUGUGAACUGCUCUCUCGCCGCUUCUUGUGCGAGCGCAGAACCUGCUGAGGGCGGAUUCAAGCGAAGUGCAGGGAAAUUUUGCCGUGGCUGAAAAUAAAAACGGAAGCUUUUCUGCAACGUGACAGCCAAACUUUCCCAGUCCGCUUUUGCAGCUGGUUGCCCUUUCACGGCUUCGGGUUUUGCUCAUGAAAUAACUCCGGUCCCCUCUGUCCCUGUCUCCCGUCGCCUGCGAUGUCCUCGGAACCUGAUCUCCGCAACCCCACAGCUACUCCGGCCGGGGGUCGGAACUCGCUCCCGGGCAUGGGUCGCUCGCCUGCUCCGGAGACCGCCGCGGUCGGGGCCGGCAGCCCGGUCCAACCCGCGUCGCAGAAGGGGAACCGUCCGACAGGGCCCGCCGGCCUCCAGUUCCUUGUGCAGGUGGGUCUCCACCGGGAGAGCGUGUCCCUGGGGCUUCAGGACGCCUCGGUCAGGAAAGCCAAGGAGUUUGCCCUCAGCCUCAUCCUCAAGAAGUUCCCGGACGCCACCUUCUACCAGCUCACCGCCGGGCAGCUCCUGCUCUUCCGCCACGAACUGGAGUCCGAGAACAUCCUCCGGCGGCUGAGGUCCUUCGACACCAUCCAGCAGGGAGACCUGAUUGAGGUGGUCCUGGCAGGCUCGACUCUGAAAGGGGGCAGCAACAUCUUCCCCCACGUGCUUCGCGUCCACUCCUACAGGGCCCCGGCGUUCUGUUACCACUGCGGGGAGAUGCUGUGGGGCUUGGUCAGACAGGGUCUGAGGUGCGAAGGCUGCGGGCUGGAUUUCCACAAGCGUUGUGCCUUCAAAAUCCCCAACAACUGCACGCGGAGCCUGCAGGAGGCUGCCCGCGGCGGGACGGGUGGGGCUCGCAGGCCGCCGGCCGGGGGCCGCCCCCCCUGGGUGGAGCGCCGGGAGGGGCUGGGGGUGCAGGUGCCCCACACCUUCCACAUCCACACGUACACUCGGCCCACCGUCUGCCAGCAGUGCCGGCUGCUCCUGCGGGGCCUCUUCCGGCAGGGCCUGCAGUGCCGCGACUGCAAGUUCAACUGUCACAAACGCUGUGUUGCCCUGGUUUCCAAUGACUGCUCGGGGGAGACCACCCUGAUCAACGGAGAGGAGGGUCAGAAUCCCGAGGCAGGGGAUCCAUCGGGAGAGGCAGAGGAGGAGGUCCAGGAUUCCGACUCCCAGACUCCAGAGGUGCUGGAGAACAUUCCGGACAUCACUGCGGAGCCGGGCUCCCCGACGGACACCAGCCCGGACGAUCACUCGGGACCCCUCAGCCCGACGUUCUCCAACAACAUCCCGCUGAUGCGCGUGGUGCAGUCGGUCAGGCACACCAAGCGGACGGGCAGCACCGUGCUGAAGGAGGGCUGGCUGACGCACUACAGCCAGACGGAUUCACUGCGGAAGAGACACUACUGGCGGCUGGACACGAAGUACAUCACACUCUUCCAGAACGACACCGACACCAAGUUCUACAAGCGAUUCCCACUCUCGGACGUCCAGCUGAUCCGCUCGGGCCCAGACCCUCAGCACGAGUUCGAGCUGGUCACCCGCAGCACCACGCUCUACGUGGGGGGGAGCGCCCCCACCAACACUCUGCACCCCCCGGGGCUGCACCCCUCCUCGGCGCUCAACCAGGACUGGGAGCGGGCAAUCCGGCAGGCUCUGCGGCCCGUCACCUCGCACCCCGGGCCAGACGCGGACACAGACACAGGACAGCAGACCCAGGAGAGCACGGUACAGUCCGGGGCCAAUUCCAGCAGCGAGGAUAUCGGCGCCGUUUACCAGAUAUUCCCGGACGAGGUGCUGGGAUCAGGCCAGUUUGGAAUCGUUUUCGGAGGGAAACACAGGAAGUCAGGCCGGGACGUGGCGAUUAAAGUCAUCGACAAACAGCGCUUCCCCACCCAGAGGGAGAGCCAGCUUCGCAACGAGGUGACCAUCCUGCAGAACCUGCAGCACCCUGGGGUGGUUGCGCUCGACGCCGUGUUCGAGGACCCGGAGCGAGUGUUCGUGGUGAUGGAGAAGUUGCGCGGAGACAUGUUGGAACUGAUCCUUUCCAGUGAGAACAGCCGGCUGCCCGAGCGACUCACCAGGUUCCUCACCAUCCAGAUAUUGGAAGCUCUUCGCUACCUCCACUCCAAGAACAUAGUCCACUGCGACCUGAAGCCGGAGAACGUGCUGCUGGCGUCGGACGACCCUUACCCCCAGGUGAAGCUCUGCGACUUCGGCUUUGCGCGCAUCAUCGGCGAGCGGUCGUUCCGCCGCUCGGUGGUGGGCACGGCCGCCUACCUGGCCCCCGAGGUGCUGCGGAGCCAGGCCUACAACCGCUCGCUCGACAUGUGGGCGGUGGGCGUUGUCAUCUACGUCUGUCUAAGCGGCACCUUCCCCUUCAACGAGGACGAGGACAUCAACGACCAGAUCCAGAACGCCAGCUUCAUGUACCCCGCCCGACCCUGGCAGGACAUCUCCCCCGAGGCCAUUGACCUGAUCAACAGCCUGUUGCAGGUGAAGAUUCGCAAACGUUACAGUGUGGACAAGGCCCUCAGCCACCCCUGGCUCCAGGACUUCCAGAGCUGGCUGGACCUGCGGCGGUUCGAGACACGGAUGUGCCACCGUUACCUCACGCACGAGUGCGAUGAUGACCACUGGCGGGCGCACGCCGAGGAGCACGGCCUGGAGUUCCCCGAGCACGUGGGUGCCACGUCCUGACACCGGGGAGGGGGUGGCCAUCCCACUGAUGCCCUUUCUCUGGCGGAGACAGCCCCACUCCUGCGUGACGGGGCGGUGACCCCGUCCCAGUAGCCCGCUGGGCCCUGGGGGCUCCGGUGUGGGGGAUUUAUUGACGGGUGGGGUGGUGGUGACCAUCAAAUCUGUGUUACCACUCCGCAUACCUGGAGCAGAGUAACCCCACCCCCCCAACACAACCAGGCAGAGUAGCCUCCCCCCACACUGCCCCCUGAGGGUCUCAGUAAGGGGGGGGGUGUCAGUUCUUUGGGCUUGGACUGGCAGAGUCCCGGGCUGUCCCUCCUCACAUCCAUUCCGUCCGUAUGCGCUGGAUCAUACCCAGACCCAGGAAUCAGCUGUAGAAUAAACGGAAUAAAGUUCUGAUGAAAUGUGGUUAACUCUCAGUGUCGAAUCUUUGCCUGCAGAUUGCACAAUCGCAGAAAAACCGAACCCUGCUUACUCACGCUGUCCACAGGUCCCGGUCUUUCCCACUCACCCCAGCCAUCUGUGCUUCCCAUAGGACUCUACCCCUUCCCACAUUCCCAAUAGGACCCCACCUGUUCCCAUUCACU